This is a messenger RNA of Phytophthora infestans T30-4, 1389 nucleotides long. RefSeq lists its product as uncharacterized. The record is from RefSeq and is a predicted model, not a curated record. The coding region runs from base 1 to 1389 and encodes 462 amino acids. The transcript has a single exon. Lineage: Eukaryota; Oomycota; Peronosporomycetes; Peronosporales; Peronosporaceae.
AUGGUGCAGUAUACGUACUCACGGUCACCCGACCACCCGUACGCGCUGGAAAUGCUACCGCUGCCCAAGGAAGAGCUAAACAACCUUCUAGGAGACGCGAGAGCAGCGUUCCAGUCGCUGUUCCCAGCCGUACAUGCCGCCGUUCGGUUCGGAAGCGACGGAGAAGUGUUCAACGUGGCGCAUCGUAGCGGCAGCAACAGCAAGUCCAUGGCCAUGUGGACGACGUCGCUGCUGAACGGCACACUGGAGGAGGUGGCCGCUUUGUAUCUAGACCCGAACGGACGCGUACCAAUGGUACUGGACUCGGCGCGGUCUCGACGGCUCUAUGAGCUCGAGAAACCUUCGAACAGCAAACCGUUGCGAGGCGCCGCCAUGCGCUGGUCGCUGUGGAAGCCGCCGUCCAAGCUCUCGGACGGCAGAGACGUCUGUUUCCUCGAGUAUAUGGACUCGUUCGUGGACCGUGAAACGGGACGUCGGGUGUGGGCACGCGGCAUGCGAUCCAUCAACCACCUAUGUUGUCCGGCGUCGCAACAUCCGGACGGUCCGGUGCGAACGUACAUGCGCGUGUCCGGCAUGAUCUUCCGAGAGACUGACCGUCCGAACGUAUUGGAACACGUCAUGUUCAUCCAUAUCGACGGCAGAGGCGCUCCGAACUGGGUCGUGCAGCAAGCUAUCGCUUCGAACAAGAGGGCGGCGGAUAAUCUCAACCAGGUGCUUAAGAUCAUGCGUCAACUAAAGCCUCGACAAGCUCCUGGUUCUUCGAAUUCAAGCAAAGACGGCAGCCGCGACUGUAAGGCCUGCGGAGAGCGCGUCUCCAAGUGGACGAUCGCAAAGAGAUGCCGCUUCUGCGAUGCUAUUUUGUGUAAGAAAUGCGUCGACAUCUGCUACCAUCGCGCUGACGCAAGCGGGAAGAACCACCGAAUGUGUUUGUCUUGCGCGAUCUACACGGGCUCGACGAGUCGUAGCUUGAGUGGACUGGACCGUCCGAAUCGGUCCCAAUCUCGAGCUCGGAACGCUACCGAGAUCCGCGACCGGAAGCUGUCCGAGUCGGUAUUGACAGCGUUAUCCAAGCAGAACAGUCUUCCGACCUACGCGAUGCAGUCCAGUGUCUGUUCGGAAGGCGAGCGACCGUCGAUUUUCAUGACGGAUUCGGUUGGUAACGGGUCACGAGACGAUCCGGCUGCAGUCCGUGAACGCCUGGAGAACAUGCAGCUGUACAGCCCCACCAGCUACACUUCGAACCAGGAAUGGAGACAGCGAACACGCAGUCGAGUGCUCACGCUGGACUUGGCGCUGGAGCCGCAACGAGCAGAACCCAUCGAUCUGUCGUAUCUAUCCGAACUGGUUACGCCUCGGGCCGGCGCUACCAAACGCGCCGUCGAUAUUUAA